AUGCUCCCCUCAAUGGAAGAUGGAACCAUCGACCUCAAUGUUUUCCGUUCACGUUACGAUUUACCUCCUGUCUAUGAAGCGACCCUCGAUUACGCCUUUUACGCCCUCCACGUCCUUCAUCGGUUGUUCGAGCCACAGCACAAAAUACCAUGGAUGGACAUCCCCAUCCGCGUGAAAAGUGAACUUCACCAACUCGCUUUCGUCGUAUACCAGGCCAUUCGUCGAAAAAUCCAUCUCCAAUGGUCGAUCGAAGACUACGCGAAGGUUCUCCAUGAUGAAGAUCUUACGGAAGGGGAGCAGAUGGUACGCUUUCCUCCCGACUCUGGGACUUCCGAUGGCACCUCCGAUCGGCUGGACAUCGAACACGAGCCCUGCGUUUUCGUAGAUAAGAAUGGCCGCAUACUCUGGUGGUAUCUCCCUGCCAUCAUACGUGAAUCUCGAUGGAUGGAAUUUUGCAAUACCGUCGUGUCCGCGUCCGCAUUGACCCACCCACCAUUCGGUCGACCACCGGCAAUGCCCAGAUCCCAAUACCAGACUCUGUUUAGGGAAGGGUCCCAAUUUGCUCGCGGUGCUGCCCGUUUCUCCCCCGCCCACUUCGAGGCAAGCUCGUCUGUUUCUCCUGAUAUCCCAUAUCCUUCCUUACCCUUUCGUGUCGAUGAGCGAUUCCAGGGCUUUGCAAUCCUGGAUGCGAUUGGCUCGGAGACCAUGGCUAUCAUUGGAGCGGUCCUAGCUCUAACCCAGCCUGUUUUGUUCCACGUCUCUCUCGAAAUGUUGGAGAGAAUGGCGGACGGGGUUGUAACCGUCGGCCAACCGUGGGUUUUCCACGAGGUCUUGAGGAAAUGGACGUCACCCUUUCAAACCUUUACCAUCUACAACAACUUCAGCCGGCCUCCUCAUCGCUUUUCAGACACUCACCCUAUGGCAUCCGACAUCCUCCUUUCUGCCGGGGCAGGAGAGUGUCACAGAUUUACAUGCCCCACCCUUGGUCGUGAAUUCCAUUUCGAUCCUGGGACCAUUUGUGCCGGUCUUACCCAUCUCGUCUGUCACGGCUGGGCUGCAGCGGGCAAUUCUGACCACCUCGUUUGCCAGUUCAGCGUUUGCGAGGAUUUGAUCCAGUAUGUAUCGCCCCAUCGCCCCAUAUUUCCAUUCACCGAAGAUGAGCUCGGGGGCUACUUCCACUAUCUUUUCGAGCCCCCUUUGGAUGCUGGAAGCGAUCUGCACCUCGCCGCUUAG
Coprinopsis cinerea okayama7#130 is the source of this 1233-nucleotide messenger RNA. RefSeq lists its product as hypothetical. The transcript is spliced from 4 exons. The record is from RefSeq and is a predicted model, not a curated record. NCBI's taxonomy places the organism in Eukaryota, Fungi, Basidiomycota, Agaricomycetes, Agaricales, Psathyrellaceae. The coding region runs from base 1 to 1233 and encodes 410 amino acids.